Ogataea parapolymorpha DL-1 is the source of this 1872-nucleotide messenger RNA. Its product is annotated as Protein RMD9-like, mitochondrial. The record is from RefSeq and is a predicted model, not a curated record. The transcript has a single exon. Bases 1 to 1872 code for a protein of 623 amino acids. Lineage: Eukaryota; Fungi; Ascomycota; Pichiomycetes; Pichiales; Pichiaceae.
AUGUUUAGAUCGCUCACCUCGAAUUCCCUUAAGCAGGGACAAAGGGUGUCGACCAAAGCCUUACAGCAUCAGCCAUCACCUCAGACAAGACUCUUGAAUAGUCUUGUCGAGCAACAGGGCUCGGGCCAGUCUUUUAGCUCGAAGAAAUAUAAUUCCACUGUUAUCCCACACCAACAGAGAAACGUGGGGAACUACACCGUGGCACCCCACGAGCUUUCUAACAACAACUGGCGUUCAUAUACCCCAGAAGACUCGAGUACUCAUCGGGAUCUGCUUGCGUUUGACCAGUGCUUGUUGCAGAACUCCACUUACGAUUUGGCUACCGGCCGCAUAAGCGGCGGGGUUGACAAUUUUUGGGCAGCCGUUAAAAAAAUCAUCCCCUUGUAUCGGUCUCUCGUCCACACCGGGGAGCUAGACGAGAAGAGAAUGGGGGAGUUUGUCUCGUUGCUUAGAAACGGACUGAGAAUCCAUAGACUUGAACUGUCAAAGCUCAAGAAAAACUUGGACAAGGAUUCCACGAAUCCGAUCAAGAAUAUUCAUUAUCUUCUUACAUGUGCCAUUAGAGAAGUUUCUUACAACUUACUCGACGGCUCCAUUACCUUGAAUGCUCACGGUCUGACCCAUCUAUUCAAGGCUUACAAGGAUCUGGGCUUUACCUUUGAAGCUGUUCACAUUUGGGAGACUGGUAAGAGCAACCCAAAGCUUUACCAUUUGUUCACUUCCGAGCCUGUCUUGGGAUCGAUUUUUCCAUUUUUGGUCGAGAGUGGGGACUUUAAUUUCGAGGAGGUUUGGAGCAUGUAUGAGAAGAUCAAGGCAGGCAAGGGCCGAAAUGAAAAACUGCACAAUGAAUUGCAAGUGGGCAUGAUCAGGGUUUGUCUGUUCAAGGGACGUACCCAGGAUGCGUUGAAUGUCUUUCAACAGCUGUCUUCCGACGUCUAUUCGAGGUUCAUUUCCAAAGGUAUCGAUCCUCCUAUCAAUGUCAAGAGCUAUAUGACCAUGGCUCACUUAUCAUUCAUCGGCUUCAGCAAAGAUAUUGACACUGCAGAUGUGUUUUUCAAAGAUGCCGUUAAUGAAAGCAUGCCUUAUCUGACGCCUCUCCAACUGAAUUUUGUCAAGAAGUACCUCGCCAACACUUGGGAAGUGACCCAGGAUUUUGAGAAAGUCAAAAGUAUCUGGCUGACAACAUGGAAGGACUACGAAACAAAAAAGACUUCGAACUCGUCUGUCUCGUCCUCCUUGAAUGACUCGUUCUUAUCGAUCUUUUUUGCGAAGAAUCCGGAAUUUUCAGAACCGGUUUUCCUCGAGUUGCAACAGCUCAUUGCUGACUACACAUCGAUAAGGCAGAUUGACGAGCCUUUCGUUAACGUGUUGCUUUCUAAGAGUACCAUCUGGCGCAAUGCUCGCACUUUAGAAUACAUCUUCAAAAUAGCACAGGACAAUGACUUUUCAAAAACGAACGUCUUUUACAGAUGUUGCCUGAAGGCAUGCGGUACGGUUGACAUUGGUGCUGAGCAGAUUUUAAUAUUAUUCAGACAAUUACUCAGCUUGAAUGCCUCCACCGGAAUGAAGUAUAUCGCUCAUGCAGACUGGAUCGCAUUGAGGGACGCUACAAUCAAUUCUCAACAGUUGUACACUUUCAGUGAUCCAAACUCCCGAAUUGAUAUUUACUUCAAACUUUGGAAACUGUGUGCCCCAUACUUCAUUUCCUUGGCAAACUUCAAGAACUACAUUUACAAAGAUAUCAGGCUUAAUUACAAUUACUCUCAGAUUUUCCAGCAGAUGCCAAAUAUCAAAACGGACAUUGAAGUUCCUGAAAUCACCUUAUUUAAUAGAAACGUCGCGAUCGACUCUUAUAUCGGCUACGCAUACUAG